Colletotrichum higginsianum IMI 349063 is the source of this 2166-nucleotide messenger RNA. RefSeq names its product DNA helicase. Gene Ontology annotation, biological process: double-strand break repair via break-induced replication; DNA replication initiation; DNA replication. The transcript has 4 exons. The record is from RefSeq and is a predicted model, not a curated record. Gene Ontology annotation, molecular function: DNA replication origin binding; ATP binding; single-stranded DNA helicase activity. NCBI's taxonomy places the organism in Eukaryota, Fungi, Ascomycota, Sordariomycetes, Glomerellales, Glomerellaceae. Bases 1 to 2166 code for a protein of 721 amino acids. Gene Ontology annotation, cellular component: MCM complex; nucleus.
AUGGAUAGACAGUCAGUGUACUCCGCUCACGUCUUUGAGCCGAGCUUUGGCCAGAACGAGGACACUCGGAUCCAAAUCCAAACGCAACUGGAGAACUUUGUACUGCACUUCAGACACGACAACGACUACAUCUACAGAAACCAACUCAAGGAAAAUGCUCUACUCAAGAAGUACUACUGCGAUGUCAACGUCACCGACCUGAUCAACUACAAUGAGGAGCUGGCGCAUAGGCUGGUGACGGAGCCCGCAGAAAUCAUUCCCCUGUUCGAGGCUGCCCUCAAAAAAUGCACUCACCGAAUCGUCUUCCCUCAACUGACGAAAGUCGACUUGCCGGAACAUCAGCUUCUCCUUCACUCGAGCGCCGAGGAUGUAUCAAUUCGCAACCUGGACUCGAUGACGAUCUCUCGUCUCGUCAGAGUGCCGGGGAUCGUCAUCGGAGCUUCUGUCAUGUCGUCGAAAGCCACUGAAUUGUCCAUUCAGUGUCGCAACUGUGCACACUCCUCUACGCUUCCGGUCCUGGGGGGGUUCACCGGCGUCACCCUCCCAAGACAGUGCGGCAGACAGAGAAUCCCCAACGACCCUACUCCCAAAUGCCCUCUCGACCCAUACUUCGUCCUCCACGAGAAAUCGAGAUUCGUCGACCAGCAGAUUAUCAAACUUCAAGAGGCACCUGACCAGGUGCCUGUGGGCGAGCUUCCGCGACACGUCCUCAUUUCAGCUGAUCGUUACUUGACCAACCGCGUGGUUCCGGGCUCGAGAUGUACCGUUAUGGGCAUCUUCUCGAUCUACCAGAACAAGGCCUCGAAAAACUCCAACACUGGCGGCGCGGUAGCCAUCCGGACUCCUUACCUCCGGGCGGUGGGCAUACAAACAGACAUCGACCAGACUGCCAGAGGCCAGGCGCUCUUCUCUGACGAAGAAGAACAAGAGUUCCUCGAGAUGAGCAGGCGACCGGAUCUGUACAGCAUCAUGGCAGACUGCAUAGCUCCGUCCAUCUACGGCAAUCGCGACAUCAAGAAGGCUAUUUUGUGUUUGCUGCUAGGCGGGUCUAAGAAGAUAUUGCCUGACGGCAUGAAGCUUCGUGGGGACAUCAAUGUUCUUCUUCUUGGUGAUCCCGGUACCGCCAAGUCACAACUGCUGAAGUUUGUUGAAAAGUGUGCGCCCAUUGCCAUUUAUACGUCCGGUAAGGGCUCUUCCGCAGCCGGUCUUACGGCCUCAGUACAACGCGACCACUCGACCCGGGAAUUCUAUCUUGAGGGAGGCGCCAUGGUUCUUGCAGACGGCGGUGUUGUCUGCAUCGACGAGUUCGACAAGAUGCGUGACGAGGAUCGUGUGGCCAUCCACGAGGCUAUGGAACAACAAACCAUCUCCAUCGCCAAGGCCGGUAUCACCACUAUCCUCAACGCAAGAACAUCGGUUCUGGCUGCUGCCAAUCCAAUUUUUGGCCGUUACGACGACAUGAAGACCCCUGGCGAAAAUAUCGACUUCCAGACCACCAUUUUGUCUCGUUUUGACAUGAUUUUCAUCGUCAAGGACGAACACACGAGGGAGAAGGACGAGAGAAUAGCAAAGCACGUUAUGGGCAUCCACAUGGGGGGCCGAGGUGUUGAGGAGCAAGUAGAGUCUGAGAUACCCGUUGACAAGAUGAAGAGGUAUCUCAGCUACUGCAAAUCACGAAUGGCUCCUCGUCUCAGCCCCGAAGCAGCCGAGAAGCUCUCCUCUCACUUCGUGUCCAUUCGAAGACAGGUCCACGCGGCCGAAAUGGAAGCUAAUACGCGGUCUUCCAUUCCGAUCACCGUCCGUCAAUUAGAGGCUAUCGUCCGCAUCACAGAGUCACUAGCCAAGCUGACCUUGUCUCCUAUCGCGACUGAAGAGCAUGUGGAUGAAGCCAUCAGACUUUUCCUCUGUUCUACUAUGGAUGCCGUCAACCAGGGCAGCAACCAGGGAAGCAAGGAGCUCAACGAGGAAGUUAGCAGGUUGGAGAUAGAGCUCAAGCGGCGUCUCGCGGUUGGAUGGGGCACCAGCUUGGCCAGCCUGCGGCGCGAGAUGGUUGAGCAGAAAGGUUACAGCGAGCAGGCUCUCAACAGGACGUUGAUGAUCAUGCAAAGGAGGGAUACUAUCAUGUUCCGGAACCAAGGAGCGCAGGUUUAUAGAAACGCGAUCUGA